Molecule: messenger RNA, 1435 nt
Organism: Nematostella vectensis (starlet sea anemone)
Lineage: Eukaryota; Metazoa; Cnidaria; Anthozoa; Actiniaria; Edwardsiidae
Product: translocase of chloroplast 34, chloroplastic
Exons: 1
Coding region: 111-1139 (342 amino acids)
Molecular function (GO): GTP binding
Source: RefSeq, a predicted model, not a curated record
AUGGCAGUGGAGCAUCCAUUUCUGACCCGAAACUAGGCGAGCUGUUUCACUAAGGAUUCACUUCUAAGUUAGACACUUUUCUCAGUAUUCGUUAGCAAAAUCUGGCGAAUAUGGUCAGCCGAAUCAUAGACCUUCUUACGAGGUACUACGAAGAAGAUUUAGAGGAUUCGUGCAGGACUUUUAAGGUCAUAGUUGUUGGAAGAACAGGAGUAGGAAAGUCGCACUUGGUGAAUACUCUUAUGGGUGAAUACGUUGUAGAGGAGGGGCAAGAUCUCGAUCCUUGCACAUCCACAGUGUCAAAGCACGAGAAGCGAAUCGGUAGAACCCGCGUGACAGUCUGGGAUUCUCCGGGACUUCAAGAUGGCCAUCACGAAGACGAAGUAUAUCUAAAUCGGAUCAAGCCAGUCCUGAGGGAGAUAGAUGUUAUGCUCUACUGCAUCAAGAUGGACGAUACCAGGUUUAUCGAGAACGAGGUCAAUGCUAUACGUGCUAUUUCUUCGCUCGACAGAGACAUUUGGAGAAGAACUGCUGUUAUCCUGACAUUCGCCAACAAAGUGAGGAACCAAGAAGACGAGAUUGACAUUGAUCACUUUAGAAUCAAGAAAGAGCAAUGGAAGUCGAAGGUGACUAAUGUUCUGAUGGAAUGUGCUGUGUCUUAUUACGCUGAUGUCCCGUUUGUUCCAGCCGGCCACAGGAAUAGGCCUGAGCUUCCUUCGACUGAUGACUGGGUGUCCGAUUUUUGGCUUGAAGUGUUUAGAGCUUCAAACCCUUCCAGAAGGCUGAUACUCAUGGCCAUCAACCAGCAACGCUUGACAUUUGGAGGACCGCAGCCACACCCCGGGCCUGAGCCUGCGGCACAGAGGUAUUCCAGCGGUCACCCGUUACGUCGUUACCACCCAUACCUUACCCACCAUAGAAGCGAGCCAGGGCCAGCCAACAUUGCCAACGCUAGUGUUUUUCCUCCCAUUUUAAUUUCAGAACCAACGCAACAGCUGUUUUUCAAUUUAUUGGGGGAAGGCUUAAAGGAGAUGGGUACAGGCGUAGUAAAAGGCUGCAAGGAGGUUUUAGGCAUGGUGGAAAAAGGGGUUGGCAUGGUCGGAAAAGGGGUUGGCAAGGCUCUCCAAUGGCUUUUUGAUUGAAAUGCUGUAUAAGGCAGGAAGAUAAUGAGGAGCACAUCAAUAACAUAACAACUGAACUAAACAUAAGUAGAGAUAACAAAGGUACCCGAAUCGUGCAACCCACACUAAGCCCACAGCAAGAAGAAUCUGCAGGACAAUAGUACGAUCGUGAGAAUCAUAAACGAAUUGGCAUUACUGUACGGAGUACUUUACUGUGUGCUGUACUAUGGGUGUGUGUGCGUGUGUGUGCAAGUGUGCGUGCGGGAGAGGGGGCUCUACCCAAGAUCUACCAAACUAAUAAAGGAAAGGGCUAGCCA